Molecule: messenger RNA, 2991 nt
Organism: Haliotis rufescens (red abalone)
Lineage: Eukaryota; Metazoa; Mollusca; Gastropoda; Lepetellida; Haliotidae
Product: farnesyl pyrophosphate synthase-like
Exons: 9
Coding region: 132-1202 (356 amino acids)
Biological process (GO): trans, trans-farnesyl diphosphate biosynthetic process
Cellular component (GO): cytoplasm
Molecular function (GO): dimethylallyltranstransferase activity; (2E,6E)-farnesyl diphosphate synthase activity
Source: RefSeq, a predicted model, not a curated record
UCAACCAAUCAGGGGUCCCGUAACACAGGGUGUGUGUCGGCACAUGUGAAGGAAGUGAUAGUAAAUUGAUUCACGGAUUCCCUCCGUCCAGUAUUCGUCGGUCUCGUGUAAAGGAGCUUGGGUUGUGAGCAAUGGGUGACAAUCAGUGUAUUGCCAGCAAGAAGCCACGAAGUAUGAGUCAACUGGAAGAGUUCGACAGCCUGUUUCCGGAUCUGGUGGAUGAUCUGACUAAGAUUGGCCUGAAGGAUGGAGAAAUAUCUGAUGCAAUGAAGUGGUUCAAAGAGGUGUGUGAGUACAAUGUUCCAUUUGGAAAGAAGAACAGAGGGAUGUCAGUGGCCAUGUCCUACCUGAGGUUUGUUCCUGAUGCGUCUCAAGAUGAUCUGGAGCGAGCCAGGAUCCUAGGCUGGUGUGUGGAAUGGUUGCAAGCCUUCUUUCUGGUAGCAGAUGAUUUGAUGGACAAGUCUGUGACAAGGAGGGGAAAGCCAUGUUGGUACAAGAGAGGACAUGUGGGCACCAUAGCCGUCAAUGACUCCUUCUACCUGGAGUCGGCCAUCUACCAGAUCCUCAAGAAACACUUCCGACACCUGCCGUACUACACCAGCAUCCUUGAGCUGUUUCAUGACACAACUAUGCAGACAGUCAUUGGUCAGUGUUUGGAUCUAACAACAGCGCCGCCGGAGGGCACCGUGGACUUCACAGGAUUCACCCUGGACAGAUACAGCGCCAUCGUCAAAUACAAGACGGCCUUCUACUCCUUCUACCUGCCUGUUGCAUUAGCUAUGUAUAUGGCUGGGAUUUCUGACGAGGCUUCUCAUGCCAACGCCAAGACAAUCCUGCUACAGAUGGGGCACUUCUUCCAAGUUCAGGAUGAUUUCCUGGACUGUUAUGGUGACCCGGAAGUGAUAGGGAAGAUCGGUACUGAUAUAGAAGAUAAUAAGUGCAGCUGGUUGGUGGUUCAAGCUCUCAACAGGGCCAGCGACAAACAAAAGCAGAUGUUAGAGGACAACUACGGACAUCAUGAUCCUGAGAAGGUGAAGAACGUGAAGGCGCUGUUUAGAGAACUGAAUCUCCAGAAAGUGUAUACAGACUACGAGGAGAGCAGUUACGCUGAACUCAAUGUGCUUAUAGGGAAAUGUGCCGGAAAUCUGCCGGAGGAUGUUUUUAGGGACUUUGCAAAGAAGAUAUACAAGCGGCAGAAGUAAAAUUGUGUUUUAGAAAGUUGUUUUUUUUCAUAUAUGCUAUUUAUUGAUGUACAGUGUUAGCAUUGGAUGAAGUCCCUUAUGACGGAGCAAGCAUCGUGUACGACCUAUCUCUGUGGAAAAGGAACAAAGUCUUGGCGCCCAGUUUCAAACUGUUGAUUCUUGCUGGAAAGCUUGUUCAAGUAUGUCAACCAUGGACUUCUCUAAAAAAAUAGCUAUAAGACUGUGUUCUGAUUAAAGUUGAAUUUUCAGAAUUGUUCCAAAGGCAUGAGAUGUUAUUAGGCCAGUGAUAGCCACAACUUCGAGACAGUAAUAUAUUCCAAUUUAUAAGUAACACUUAAGAAGCUAGAGUUGUUUCCCUUGACACGAGAGACAUGACAAGCUCCUCACAGCAGUAUCCCGUUCACGGAGCUCUCUAUACUAUAUGCCACCAGUCAAGGCUCCCCACUGUGGUUGGGUGGCAACAACCAUGCUUGGAGUUGAACUCGCAACCGACCGACCGUUAUGUUUACAAACAAGUGAUGACUGCCGGGAUGCCGAAUACUCUUACCCCAGCUAAAUUAUUUUCUUUGUUUGUCAAUUUGAAUUUCUGUUUCAUUUCAACUAUCAUGUAGUAAGAAUGUAAGGGAGAAGUUGGUUGAUUUUCCAUUCGUUUGCAAUCUCGAACCAAUCUGAUCAAACAAACCAAAUGGUUAAUUCAUCCGGGAAAUAUGGUCAGUCAAAAUUAACUGUAAUGGCAUUUCCAAAGACAUAAACAAAAGUAUAAAAGUUACUACAUAUAUGUUGAAGUAAGGAGUAGUGAGUGAGUGAGAUGCAAUAUUCCAGCAAUAUCACGGCAGGGACACCAGAAAUGGGCUUCACACAUUGUACCCAUGUCAGGAAUCGAACCCGGGUCUUCGGCAUGACGAGCGAAUGCUUUAACCACUAGGCUACCCGACCGCCCCUAAGUAAGGAGUAAGUUUCUCUAACAUUGUCUUACAGAUUCAGAUAAAGGCAUUUGAAGGAGCACCAGUGAAAUGAAGUCACUAAGUUAGUGAAAUUGUGGGUACUUUCCAUUGGAGUAGUGAGUUUGCUAUCUGUCAGAAGCAUGUAUGUUGUCAAACAGUCAAUGAGUGUUUCUGAAAUUGCUCGUUCUCGAUGUUUAAAUGGUAGUCCUUUCAACCACCUUCAUUGAUGUGAUAUUCAAGUGCAGAGGACAUUAUGCAAGAAUGUUUGAACUGGAUGAAUGUUAUUUGUAUAAAUUUGUGUGAGGAAAGACUUUUUGUUAUAGUUUUUUUGGUUUAUAAAUUUCUGACCCUAAAAUUCAGGUUGGUAGGUCAGAAAAAUACAAAUAAUUUUUUUUUUUAAUAUCUCUCUUGAUUUCCUCAAUAUAUUAAGCAUGUUGAAAAAUUUAUAAAACUCAUACAAAUAAAUUUGGAGAAGGACUUUUUAAGAUAAAUUGAUAGUAUUUUAAUUAUAGUUUUAAACUUAUUUAUCUAUAUUGAUAGCGACAGUAAACUUAUUAUUUUUGAACAUUUUACUUAUUUAGUAAGUGGAAUAAACAAAAAAAGCUUUAUCUUUUUUUUUUUCCCUUUUUUCACAUUCCAGUUUUUUGGAGUCGGCAGAUUUGUAAACCAGGUUUUAGAAAAAAAAAGUCUUGUCUGGUAAACAAUGUAAUACUGUACGUGUGUGCAAUAUGUAUCUGAUGGAUUUCUGUUGACAUGUGGGAAGCUGUUACUGUAUGACUGUUACUCUUCAAUAGUGAUGUCAUCAGUGUAUGUUCAUAUUGAAUAAAUGGAACAUGUUCAUUUUA